Molecule: messenger RNA, 1465 nt
Organism: Cannabis sativa
Lineage: Eukaryota; Viridiplantae; Streptophyta; Magnoliopsida; Rosales; Cannabaceae
Exons: 2
Coding region: 64-1329 (421 amino acids)
Source: RefSeq, a predicted model, not a curated record
GUAGGGAGCCUUCGAUGGAGGAGUUUAGUUACUUUUAUGACAUAAAGAACGUGGGUCUCCACAAUGGCUUCUACUAUUUCAGCAAGUGGGCCACUUCUGAAAUCAACGGUGUGGAAGGCAUGGUUUCCAAUAUGGGGGAUUAGAAAUCUAAAUGGUUUUACGUGUUUAAAGUCCCAGGAAUUAGGGCUGAUUUUAAUCGUCGACCUAGUACGUCGCACAUUUCCUUACCUAGUUUUUAUGUUACCUUGUGAUUUUGAGCUAAUAUGCAUUUCCUUAUUUUCCGCAGAUAGACCAGCUCGACCUGUGCUAGAUGCAACUCGCAGAGAAGCCGCUGAAAUUCUCGGAAGCCUCCCUGUUCAAGAUCGUGACUGGCUAUUAUUGUGCACGACCUUGAAACUACGGGAACAUAAGCUAACUCCAGAGAACGCGAGCCUUCAAAGGGAGCCAGUGUACAAGGAGCCGUCUGAAAAGCAAAAGGAGCGGAUAGACAAACACCUUUCCAAGCAGACUUCUCAGCCGACAUCAGAGAUGACUUUCCUAAAACAAGCACCCGUUCUUAAUCGCAAGGCAAAGACUGGAACGGCGACGACGUCUCCCAUCGUUCCCCAGAAGAGAAAAAGCGAUGUCGUGGCUACCCCUGCUGCGGAUUCUUCCAAGAAGCUAGCUAAGCCUACACAGGACAAGGGGAAGAAAGUCGUUAUCGAUCCAGCUGUUCGAGCUCGCGAUUUCCUAGUUCUUCAGGAAAAGUUUGUGGGCGAGGAGUUCAUGUCCAAGGUAGAGAGGACUCCUUCUGAGGAACUUAUGCCUCGCUCUGCGGAGUUGGCUUCGCAGUUCAUGACCAUAUUCUCGAAGGCCUUUGUUGCUGGCUCCAAGGAAGUCGAACUGUUAAAGAGGAAGAAUGCCCAGCUUCAGGAGAGCGUCAAAAAGCUGAAACAGGAAGCGGCUAACAAGGACAAAGAGCACAAGGAAUUUCGUAAGCAAGUCGAACUUGAAGCCAAGAACUCUAAGACGAAGAUUGAGGAGAUGUCUCGCGACUUGGAGGUCGAGAAGGAGAAUGGAAAGCAGCAGUACGACCAGGCGGUCUCUGACUACAUCUGCACAACUCUUUCCAAGAUUCCAAACUUCGACUUCUCGAUCCUUGGGGCAGAGGCGGCUGAGAUGGCUGAGGCUUUUCGAGCCAUGUCACCCACGCAGACUCAAGGAGGUGAAAGAAAUCUUUUCCCCGAGGAUGAUGAUGUUGCGGACACUGAAGAAGUCGUGGACGAGGCUGCCAGCAAAGUCGCAGAUGAAUCUACCACUCCAACUGCCCCUAUUGCUCCCAAUGCUUAACUUUUACUUUAAUAUUACUUUUGCCAAACUUUCUUAAGCGGUACAACGGUAUCGCAAUUUGUACUUAGACAAAUUUAUGUUUAUUUUCCUUUUGAACAACAUAUAUCCCUUCGGGGAUAUUUACUUAUAUGAUUUC